AUGUCGCAGGAUGAUACGAAGGUCGCGAGCGGAGUCAAGCUGGAGGAACUCCGCAGCUGGCCGGAGGAGAUGUGCCGUCGGCAGCUGCCCUCGGUGCUGCCCCAGCUUAUCGCUAUGUAUCAGCGUUCUGAAAGAUGGAUUGAACAUAUCCGAAUUUUGAAAAUCAUUGUUGAAAUGUUUUUGCCUCAUAUGAACCACCUGACAUUGGAACAGUCUUUGUUUUCCCAAGUUCUCCCAAAGACCGUAAAAUUAUUUGAUGACAUGAUACAUGAAUUAACCAAUGAAGCCAAAGAACUCUCAAGCCAAAAUUUAGAAAUCCAGGUCACCCUACGGAAUAUUUUACAAACAAUGGUGCAUAUAUUAGGAGGCCUUACAGGAUGUGUUCAUCAUGUCUGUGCCACACAGGAUUCCGUCAUUCUAGAAAAUAUUCAUAGUCUUCCCUCAUCCGUCCUGCAUGUAAUUAAAAGUACAUUUGCACACUGUAAGAAUAGCGAAUCUGUGUAUUCUGGGUGCUUACACCUAGUGUCAGACCUUCUCCAGACUGUUUUCAAGGAGGCCUAUUCUCUCCAGAAGCAGCUGAUGGAACUGCUGGACAUGGUUUGCCUGGGCCCUUCAGUAGAUGAAAAUAACACUUUGCUGAUGGUGGAAGUUAUUCAUUCAUUAUUGGAUAUCUGCUCUGUUAUCUCCAGUAUGGACCGAGCAUUUCAUGCCAAUACUUGGAAGUUUAUAAUUAAGCAGAGCCUCAAACACCAGUCGGUCAUAAAGAAACAGUUGAAACACAAAGAGAUAAUUUCCAGCUUGUGUGAAGACAUUCUUUUCUCCUUUCAUUCUUGUUUGCAGUUAGCUGAGCAGAUGACACAGCCAGUUGCACAGGAUAAUGCUGACUACAGAUUAUUUCUGAAAACACUCAAAGUGUGUCGUUUCUUUGCUAACUCCCUUUUACGCUACACUAAGGAAUUUUUUCAUUUCCUGCCUGAUUCUUGCCAUGUUUUGCACCAGCUUUAUCUUCAGAUACACAGCGAGUUUCCUUCAAGCCUAUAUGCUGCUAGGAUUCCCAAAGCACAGCAGGAGGAAAUAGCAGGUGCUUUCCUUGUGAUACUGGAUGCACUCAUCAGUCAGCUGCUCAAAUCCCAGCCUUUUGUGCAGGCAGUUUUGGCUAGUAAACUCGACCUGCCCAGUGAACUGCAGCUCCCACAAGUCCUGCUUCUGGUUGUCAUCAUGGAUAAGCUGCCCUCCCAGCCUGAGGAUGUACAGACCCUGUGGUGCACAAAAGAUACAACUAGGAUGUCCCUGCUCCAAGCCAUUUUCUACAAUUUUGGGCGUUGUUCUGGUGAACUCUCUGUGCCUGUUCAUUCACAGGGAGUAAAGAGUAAAGGACAAGCUGAGGUGCCUGUCACUUUGUAUCAGCACGUGUGUGUUCAUGUUUGUGCACUCGUUGCUUCUUUUCAUCCCUCACUGUUUGCUGAGCUGGAUGCUGUUCUGCUGAACGCCGUGCUUAGUGCUCAUAUGGCUACCGCCCUGUUAGCGAUGGAUGUGUGGUGCUUCCUCGCUCGAUACGGGACUGCUGAACUAGGCGCACACCAUGUCACCUUAGUGGCUCAUCUGAUCAAAUCUUGCCCUGGAGAGUGUAUCCAGCUUAGCAACCUAUCAGCACUGUUGAAGCGUCUCUUUUUCUUCAUGGCUCCACUCUAUCAGGUGGAAUUUAUCCAGAGAUUUCCUCCAAAGGAAGCAGACAACUUGCCUCUGUGGCAGCAUAUCUCCUUCCAGGCGUUAUCUGCUGAUCUCAGGAAACGAGCUGCAUAUGAAGUGUUCAGAGUAUGCACAGCACAGUGCAGGAAGUGGUUGAGCAGUGAUCACACUUUGGCAGAACUUGGCUUUCUGAACACAGCACUCUCUGCGUUGUUUACUGUAUGUAAUUCUGCUGGCGACACCUUAGAUACUAGACAACUAACUGUGGUCACUGAAGUUGUGGGCCAGCUGUGGGCUUCUCUAAACACUGAACAAGUAAUGAGCCAACCUUAUGUUCAACAGACAUUUAGCCUUUUACUUCAGCUACUGGCGUUCUGCAUCCAAACUGUAGAUCUGCAGCUGAUAAGUCAGGUUGUAACUGUACUGACCCCGCUAAUUAAACUAGAGCUUCCCGACCACGUCUCUUUAGCAGUGCUGGAUUUUAUAUCUUCUCUGGGCAAACUUUUUAUACCUAAAGAUAUCCAGGACAAGGUGCUGCCCAACCUGUCUUCUGUUCUUGCUUUACUGAUGGCCAACAGGAAUUGGCUGCUAGAGCAGCAUACUUUGGAGGCAUUUACUCAGUUUGCUGAGGGAACAAAUCAUGAGGAGAUAGUUCCACAGUAUCUUGGUUCUGAGGAAAUCAAGAACAAAGUUGUAGCUUUUUUGGAAAAGACAGGACUUACAGAUGAAACUGAGACUGCCAGUAUGGACAGUGUGCAGCAGGAGAAAGGCGCUGAUUGGGAGCCCGUUGCUAAGGUGACUGUAGAAGAAGCAAAGGGGUCGGCUUUACAGCCUUGCACGAAGAGAGCACGUCAUGAGCUCCCCGGGGAAGAAGAGUACAGGACAGCAUUUCAAGCAGCAGCAGGGGCUUUAGAGACAACUGAGUUGUUACUGGAACACUCUCCUGCUCCAGCCUGGCUGCUAGGGGAGCUGGAGGCACUGCAGGAAAGAAUUGAGAAGCUAAAAUGCUGUGUGCUUGAGGGUAAAAUAUAA
Acomys russatus (golden spiny mouse) is the source of this 2721-nucleotide messenger RNA. It is a transcript of the gene Firrm, whose product is annotated as FIGNL1 interacting regulator of recombination and mitosis. The transcript is spliced from 24 exons. NCBI's taxonomy places the organism in Eukaryota, Metazoa, Chordata, Mammalia, Rodentia, Muridae. Bases 1 to 2721 code for a protein of 906 amino acids. The record is from RefSeq and is a predicted model, not a curated record.